Molecule: messenger RNA, 2685 nt
Organism: Cynara cardunculus var. scolymus (artichoke)
Lineage: Eukaryota; Viridiplantae; Streptophyta; Magnoliopsida; Asterales; Asteraceae
Product: 3-phosphoinositide-dependent protein kinase 2-like
Exons: 11
Coding region: 1286-2530 (414 amino acids)
Biological process (GO): intracellular signal transduction; peptidyl-serine phosphorylation
Molecular function (GO): protein serine/threonine kinase activity; ATP binding
Source: RefSeq, a predicted model, not a curated record
GGUAAACGGCCCCCUCCAGGUCCGAAGGGAUCCAGUGCCCAUCUACCGACUCCUCCCGGUACUCUACUUCCUCAAUCAAGACCAUAGGAAAUAGGAGACGAGAAGUUUUGAGAACAUCCACAAGAUAAACACUAAAGCAGGUUCGAGCAUAUGGGAAAGGAGAAGAAUGAUUUGUUUGGCAACUUGGCAAGACACUUUGGAAGCUAGACGAUGUUUCCUCGUGUUGCAAGUGGACUCAUUUGGAAAGGUUAUCAUGCGCCAUCACAAAGAGAAGCACUGUUUGCACUUAAACUACUUCACUUUACUAAGAACUCAAUUCAAUCAAUACAAAGGAGGUGGUAAGAAGAAUUGGGAGGAAGAAGACUUCUUUUGUACUUGAUUUAUUAUUUGAAAUGAGGAUGUGAAGGCUAUUAAUGGUGUUUUUGAGUUUCCCUAAUGGAAGGACACAAUGCCUCGUUGUAUAUUAUAAAUUGACAGACAACUCCUCGCCAAAGUUGUUACAAUCUAUACUAAUUUUCCUGAACUAAUUUUUUUCUUCUUUAGAAUACCAAGCCAAUACCAAAGGGGGCUUAGCCUAGUAAUCAAUAUCAGGUUCCUUGUAACACUCUAGUUUCUUUAUUUGCUAAAUCUCAAAUUUUAAGCCUUAAAUACAAGAUCUUAUAAGUAAUUAAGUACUCUUAAAAGAGUCCAACAGCUGUAGCAUUUAUUAAACCAUCAUAUUUAUAAGGCAAGUAGCUUACAAGUAGCUUACAACGCAAAGCAUGAGAAAUCAAACAUGAAGUGAUGAGUUGUAAGGGCUGGAAGUAUGUGUUGGCAAGCUAUUUGAUGACUAAGCAAGUCUACUAAGCAUGAUAAAGCAAGCUAGUUAUGAGUUGUCAAGGCUAGAAGCAUGUGUUCCGAAAAAUCAUGAUGACAAGCAAGAGCUAGAAGCUUGACAAACUAAAGCUAGAAGCAUGACGUGUCAAGAUUCCUUUACAUGAAGCAUGACGUGUCAAGAUUCCUUUACAUGAAGCAUGAUAUGUCAAGAUUCUCUUAUCUUAAAAUUGAGGUGUUAGACUCUCAUAAGAGUACAAUUAUUGGGAGCAAGAAGAACAAAUAGCUAAUGCAAUGAAUUUACCUAUAAAUAGGGGUUGAAGCGUUACUGUUAGCUCCAUAUUAAAAGUAAGAAAUCUCUCUCUUUAUACAUAAUCAAGCUUGAAGAAAGGAAUUAAGGGAAAAGCUAGGCACAAUCAAGGUUGUGAGAGCAAGAAAGAAAGACACUGGAAAAGUGUAUGCCUUAAAGAUCAUGGAUAAAAAAUUCAUAACAAAAGAAAAGAAAACUGCUUACGUGAAGUUAGAGAGGAUUGUAUUGGAUCAGCUGGAUCAUCCUGGAAUUGUGCAACUUCAUUUUACAUUCCAAGACACUUUUUCACUAUACAUGGCGCUUGAGUCUUGUGAAGGUGGAGAACUUUUUGAUCAAAUAACCAGGAAAGGUCGUUUGACGGAGGAUGAAGCUCGCUUUUAUGCAGCUGAAGUUGUAGAUGCUCUUGAAUACAUACAUAAUUUGGGUUUGAUACAUCGAGACAUUAAGCCAGAGAACCUGCUUCUUACGUCAGAAGGACAUAUUAAAAUUGCUGAUUUUGGAAGCGUAAAGCCCAUGCAAGAUAGCCGGAUAACGGUCCUUCCAAAUGCAGCAUCAGAUGACAAGGCCUGCACGUUUGUUGGAACGGCUGCAUACGUUCCUCCAGAAGUAUUAAAUUCUUCUCCUGCAACUAUUGGAAAUGAUCUCUGGGCACUUGGCUGCACCUUGUUUCAGAUGCUAUCGGGAACUUCUCCAUUCAAAGAUGCAAGUGAGUGGCUCAUUUUUCAACGAAUUAUAGCCCGAGAUGUCAGAUUUCCAGAUUACUUUUCUGAUGAUGCCAGAGAUCUUAUUGAUAAAUUAUUGGAUACUGAUCCCGCAAAAAGACCCGGUGCAGGACGUGAUGGUUAUGGCUCGCUCAAGAAUCAUUCUUUCUUCCGAGGAAUUGAUUGGCGUGAUAUAAGGUCACGGAGCCCUCCCAGGCUUGCAUUAGAGACGAAGGGUCACACCAGUGGUCACUCGAGUGGGGGUGAUGACACUCCAGAUUCAUCAUGGAACCCGACGCAUAUUGGUGAUGCAGGAAAUACCAUUUCGGAUGUCACAUCUUCCUCCGACACAGGCCAUAUAACUAAACUCGCUUCAAUAGACUCUUUCGACUCAAGAUGGCAACAAUUUUUGGAGCCAGGUGAAUCCAUUCUUAUGAUCUCGAUGGUGAAGAAGCUGCAGAAACUAUCAAGCAAGAAAGUACAACUGAUCCUAACCAACAAACCGAACUUGAUAUACGUGGACCCUUCAAAGCUAGCCAUGAAAGGGAACAUGAUCUGGUCCGAUGAUCCCAAUGAGCUUAGCGUCCAGGUCACUAGCCCCACAAACUUCAAAAUUUGCAUCCCAAAGAAAGUUAUGUCGUUUGAGGAUUCAAAACAGAGAGCAUAUCAGUGGAAAAAGGCAAUUGAGGUCCUCCAAAACCGGUGAUUUAUGUUUGAUUUGGUUUGUUACACAUUCUUUUCAUGUAACAUUGAUUGAUGUUGGACCUUGGGAGUCCCAAAAACAGUUGCAUUCUCCUGAGGAUUUUGUUUUAUUUAACAAAAAAUUGAUCCAAUCUCACAACUGGUCUCUUUACCCUGUUU